Messenger RNA from Cylindrotheca closterium, 819 nucleotides. The record is from the annotation of a GenBank genome assembly. Lineage: Eukaryota; Bacillariophyta; Bacillariophyceae; Bacillariales; Bacillariaceae.
AUGAACACAAUCCGAGAAGUCGAAAAGAUCAACCAGGAAGAAUUGGAGCGUGGGUUAGCUGGAACUCCUGCCUCGUGGCACUCACAAUACCGCAACUCUCCAUGGGUAUAUGUUGGCAAUUUGGAACAUCAAUUGACCGAAGGCGAUGUCUUGUGCGUUAUGUCCCAGUUUGGAGAGAUUGAAGACAUUAACUUGGCACGAGAUGAAGAUACCGGAAAAUCGAGAGGUUUCGCCUUUGUCAAAUACGAGGAUGCUAGGAGUUGUAUUCUUGCCGUUGACAAUCUAGUGGGGAUCAAGUUAUGCGACCGAUCCUUGCGAGUGGAUCACAUGGAAAAGUAUAGACUGCCCAAAAAGCUAUUGGAACAAGAAGAGGCCAAGGAAGCUAUGAAUUUUGGAGCCGGUCAUGCCUACAAGGAUACAGAAUUGGCCAACCAGUAUUCCGUACACCAAGGACAGGAUUUGUUUUCGCCCACUGACCAAAAAGAAGAAGAUGAAAAGAAGCGUCGCAAAGAAGAAAAGAAACGACAAAAGGAACUAGACAAACUGGAACGUCGGCGGAAACGAGAAGAGCGCCGCAUCAAAAAGGAAGAAGAACGAAGGAAACAUCGCGCAAGCAGAUAUCGCCAUGAUGAUUCAGUGGAUGAAAAAGACAAAGACAAUAGUCGUAGAAGUAGAGACAAGGAAGAGAGAAGGAAACAUCGCAAACGAAAGCAUGAAAGAAAAGAUUCUUCUUCCAAAGAUGAAUCAUCAUCAUCCUCAUCAUCUGGUGAGGAUCGAAAACGUCGAAGAAAGAGCCACACGCGUCGGCAUCGGGAUUGA